AUCCUGUGUAUCUUUGAAAAUAAAAUGAAAUGAAAACGACUUGAUGCUCUCUAUAGAUUAACACAGAGAUAAUUUACAAAUUUACAUUUAAGCACUUAAAAUGUAGCUACACUCUUUAAAAGCGGACAGGGAAGAAGAAGUUCAUUUAUACAUUUGACAAUGUAAACAAGUAAAUAAACUGCAGGACUUUCACAAUGAUUAAAAUAGUGACAAUGUACGUGUUGAAUAUUCAUAAUGUCAAAUUUUACUACAAAAUGCUUACGUAGCUGGAGGACUAUUUAAACGAGAAAACGGUCGUCUAAACGGAGUUUAUGAUACAUGGUUAACGAAUCAUGAGAUGAACUGAUGUUACGGUGUGCGCAUGUUUCUGAAAAUGGACAUUUAAAGUCUUAUUUUGUUAACAUUUUUUUUCGUUUAGCAUAUAUUUAAGAAAGUAUUUUGGAAGUAUAGUACUGUAACCAUGUCGGCGUCGGCUUCACGUGACAACCGUCGGAUGUCGGUUACUAGGGAAAUAUACCGUCGGCAGUCAAGAGAUAUUCUUGUACACAGAAACUCAGCUCCACAUGUGAUACAAGGCCAAUCAUCCCCCGCGGGACCUCAUAAACGAAGAACAUCUGGACCUAAACCUCACGUACUGAAAAGAUUUUAUGCAACUGUUCCAGACGCCGACAGAAAAUACCUACUAGUGCCAAAAUCAUUCCGCAAAGCGCAACAGAGACCAGCUAAGAGAAACUACUUGCGUUUAGCUUUUCAAGCUUUGCGAAAUCGAGUACCAGUGUUUGACACCGUGGCUUCUUACAAUUUUAGAGAAAACUUAAUUCCCGAUCUUGUGGCCGGCCUUGCAGUUACCGGGUUACAUUUUCCACAAGGCUUGGCGUAUGCUUUACUUGCCGGGUUGCCUCCAGGCAUUGGGAUGGUCUCUACCAUCUUUCCUGUGCUCAUCUAUAUCUUCUUUGGGUCCGCCGCUCACACAUCAAUAGGGACAAAUGCCAUUGUUUCUAUAAUCAUAGGCGAUAUGCUUCUUGAGCCAAGCGUGCAGGUGGCUAUGAAAAGUGUAGCGGGCACUACAGAAAGUCCUAUAGAUGUCCAACUGAACAUGUCAGAUUCAAUCAAUGUGUCAGACACAUAUAAAGUAGGUGCAGAGACAGACCCAGAGGAAAAUGAAAUUGUAAUGAAAUAUAGAAUAGCUCUUGUCGCCGGCGCAACGUUUUACACGGGAAUCAUAUUUGUCGUUAUGGCUAUAUUUAGAAUGGGAUUUCUUGUCACCUACCUCUCACAAUCUUUCAUGAGUGGAUUCACGACCGGCGUUGCUGUUCAUAUAUUUAGCAGUCAGAUUAAAACAGCUUUAGGGUUGAAGCUUCCUCCUCUAGAAGGUGUUGGCAAACUGGUCAAACUAUAUUACAGUGUGUUUAAACAUAUAACUUCUGUAAAUAUUGGUGAUCUAGUCGUAUCGAUAGUCUGUGUUGUGAUACUCUUGUUUGUGAAAAUUGGAAUAAAUGAACGAUUAAAACUUAAAGUGCCGAUACCAAUAGACUUUAUACUGCUUGUGGUUGCGACAAUCAUAUCAUAUUUUGCCAAACUGCCUAGUUUGGGUGUACAUGCCCUUGGGAAGGUUGAAUUAGGGAUUCCGGCGCCAGAACUGCCAGCAUUUACACCAGCAGGACCUUUAAUAGUUUACGCUAUUCAAAUAGCGCUUGUUACAUUCUUCCUCAAUAUUUCCGUAAUUAAAAUCAUUGCUAGGAGAAACGGCUAUGAAAUCAGUGAAAAUAUAGAAUUAAACGCCUACGGAAUGUGUAACAUUAUUCCAGCAUUCUUUUCAAAUAUUCCAGCAAGCGUAGCGCCACCUAGGUCUUCCCUCCUUUCAAGUAUGGGAGCAAAAUCUACAAUGAAUGCUGUAUCUACUUUUGGCAUAAUGCUGGCGCUGAUAUUUUAUUUUGGUCAAUUUUUCGAAACAUGUCCGAAAGCAGUAUUAGCGUCAAUGAUAAUGGUUGCAAUGAAAGACCUCUUGAAACAGGUUACAGUCCUUCCCAAGCUGUGGAAGGUCAACAAGAACGACUUCACUACUUGGCUGUUCGCUGCAGUAUGUUGUGUGUUCACGGAUAUUCCGUAUGGCCUAGCAUUAGGCGUACUUGUCUCUCUUCUUUCCGUCAUUAAUCAAAGUCAGAGAGGAUGGGUUUCUGUCAUUGGAAAAUCCGAUUCAGAAGAUCUAUAUUUAGACGCGGAGGAUUAUGGUGCCAUACAUGAGAUUCCUUGCGUUAAAAUAGUCCGAAUGGAAUCAUCAUUGUACUUUGCUACAUCAGAAAUGUUCAGAAAGAACAUUUAUAAAAUAAUUGAAAAAGAUUCAGAUAAAUAUGCGGAAGAGAAAAAAGAAACCGCGUCGACGCACGACGGAAAGUCUUUGAAAAGCUAUGAUGACGUCGGAGAAGCUAUGAUUGGGCAUGGCGGCAUCUGUAAAGAUACUAUUAAAGAAGAGGAUGGUGACGAAAAGGGACCAAGCUCAGAUGAAGAAGAGGAAGAUUGUUUCAAGCUCAAAGUAUUGGUCAUUGACUGCAUUUCAGUUAACUUCAUUGAUUGUACAGGGUUAGAUAUGCUGAAACUGGUCAUAUUUGAAUUAGGAUGUUUAGAUAUUUCAGUCUAUUUGGCACGUUGCUCAAGGUACAUGCUUCAUUUGAUGGAGAAAUCAGACAUGUACGAUGAAUAUCCACGUGAAAAUGUGUUUAUAGACCUCCCUGAUGCCGUUGACGCUGCACUCAAAGCGAGUAAGCCUAUCGCGAAAGACCAUAUUGCUGAAAUGGAAACAGAACAUAAACCUCGACCUCCUCCAAAGGUUAUGUCUUUCGGUUCAAUCACUUCAGAUUAUGACAAAUUCAUUCACCGUAACAGCAUUUUUCAGCCUUUGUAACUCAGCCAUUUUACAUUAAGUUUGUUGAGUGUUUAGUAUGCGAUUUGACAUUCUCUUGUUACUUUUUUAUUAUUGAAACUAAAUUUUCUGUUGGUGUCAACACAGAAAAUAUGACUAACGAUUAAAAUUGAACUAACUUGUGACGACACGUAUUGACUUCCAGCAGUGAUGUCAUGGCAUUUUGAACGUCAUAUCAGUGUGACGUCAUAAACAAUUAAAGACCUGGCAAAACGAACAGCCGCUGCAAAAGUUUGGAUUUUAUAAAUUUGCUCUCUAUUAAGCACCAAGUUGAUAGAUUUAAUAAUAAAACAAUUGUUGCCUUUAAGGUGUGGUCAUUAUAUAUUCUUUUGACCUGAGAAAAAUGAAAACAAUCUCGGGCUAUUCCCAAGGUAGAUGCCAGUUUUUCCAGGUCGAUAAAUCUCCAUAGUGACGUCAUUAAAAGGCAAAAAUUGUACGAUAUUGCUCGGGAAUAUAUACAUGUAUACGUUUAUUGAAAUGUGACGUCAACGUCAAUCAACCCGAGUCUGCAGCAUUUUCAUUUUUGUCGUGGAGUUUCCACUUUUUUCUAUUUUAUUCAAUAUAAACAGUGUUAUAAAAACGGGAAGUAACACGUCCCACGGAAUAGUUUAGGAGUGCCUAGACGCGGCCUACGCGCGUAGUUAACUAAACAGUGUGUAUGUACUUAGUGUAACAGCAUUCCGUUCUUAAACAUUUUUUCAUAUAAAAUAAUAUAUCAAAUAUAGUAGCACUCUUUCUUGGCGCCUGUAUCGCGCCAAAUAAUACGUCGACUUGACGUCAGAUUUCCGUGUUUUAACGGAAGUGUGCACGGAUUUUUGAUAUUAGAAUAAAUGUAAAACUAUGGUGUUUGGACAACCUUUGUAUCGCGUAUGAUUGUGUAUAUAGUGGUAUAUGACUUCAACUGUAUAAUGACUGUAUUUUACAAUGUCACAUGACUUCAACUGUUUAAUGAUUGUGUAUAGUGUCACAUGACUUCUGUGUUUACAGUGUUCUAUAUACUUCUAUGUCUGUCUAAUUGAUU
This is a messenger RNA of Mercenaria mercenaria, 3941 nucleotides long. Its product is annotated as sulfate anion transporter 1-like. The record is from RefSeq and is a predicted model, not a curated record. Gene Ontology annotation, biological process: transmembrane transport. The transcript has 2 exons. Gene Ontology annotation, cellular component: membrane. Bases 461 to 2902 code for a protein of 813 amino acids. Gene Ontology annotation, molecular function: oxalate transmembrane transporter activity; bicarbonate transmembrane transporter activity; sulfate transmembrane transporter activity. Lineage: Eukaryota; Metazoa; Mollusca; Bivalvia; Venerida; Veneridae.